This is a messenger RNA of Aspergillus glaucus CBS 516.65, 1308 nucleotides long. RefSeq lists its product as uncharacterized. The record is from RefSeq and is a predicted model, not a curated record. The coding region runs from base 1 to 1308 and encodes 435 amino acids. NCBI's taxonomy places the organism in Eukaryota, Fungi, Ascomycota, Eurotiomycetes, Eurotiales, Aspergillaceae. The transcript is spliced from 7 exons. Gene Ontology annotation, biological process: transmembrane transport. Gene Ontology annotation, cellular component: membrane. Gene Ontology annotation, molecular function: transmembrane transporter activity.
AUGACAUUCGAGUCGGACAGCGGCGUCGCGAUCGAAAAGAACGUCAACAAUGAGGUCUCCGAUGCGCCGAACGGGAUUGUCAAGGAUUGGGAUGCUGAAGAGGGACCAUUGCGGCGCAAAAUCGAUUGCAUCCUCCUCCCUAUCCUCGGAAUCGCCUUUUUCUCCCUCCAGAUCGACCGCAUGAACAUCAGCGCCGUCUUGACAUCGACGAUCACCGAUGACCUAGGCAUCACCACGAAUCAGGUUAAUGUCGGAUCGCAAUUACUGUCCGCCGGAAUCGUCGUGACGGAAAUACCAUCGAAUAUCUUCGCGUGGGGGUUGGUCGCGACGUUCCAGGCGUUUAUACAGUCAUACCCCGCGUAUUUGGCUACGAGGUUGCUUUUGGGGAUGCUGGAGGGUGGGUUUAUACCCGGAGCGCUUUACUAUCUUUCGACGUGGUAUAAGCGCGAUGAGACGAGUUUUCGGGCGACGCUUUUCUUCUUCGGGCAGAUGCUCGCUGGUUUGUUGACUCUUGAUGGGAAGGGGGGAUUAGCGGGUUGGCGAUGGGUGUGGUUGGCCGGAGACGGUAGACCGCUUAUCAGCAUGGGCCGCUGGAGCUACUUCACCGAGCGCGAAUCGCAAGUCAUCCGUGACCGCGUCAUCCUCGACGACCCGCUAAAAGUGCAGGGCCAUAUCAAAAUCACCGGCCGCGAUAUCUGGGAUACGAUCCGGAAGCCAAACGUGAUACAACACUUUAUGGUCUCGCUCGUCGCCAUGUCUGCAUACCAGGGUCUGACGCACUAUACGCCCAGUAUGAUCAAGUCAUUCGGUUUCGACAGCGUGGAUGCAAAUGCACUAGCUUCAGUACCGGUGUAUUGCAGUAUGGUCUGGACGUUGGUGCUGGCGUAUCUAUCUGACUGGCUCGGGCACCGAGGUCCAUUCAUGUUACUGGCUAUUACGUGGGAUGUCAUUGCAUACCCAUGUCUGCGGACGACGCCGUGGGAUUCGUCGCAGUGGCAUAAAUAUGGUGUUAUUUGUGUGGCUAAUGUGGCGUAUAUCAGCAUGCACAUCCUAAACGUCGGCUGGCUAUCCGUCUACUGCGAGCGUCCUCAAGAACGGAGUGUAGCCAUGGCGGUAAUCGUCAUGGCCGCCAAUUGUGCAGGUAUCUCCGGCUCGCAGAUCUUUCGCACGAGUGACAAGCCGCGGUAUAUAUAUGGGUUGACGGCGAUUUGUGCACUGGCGGGGGCAGCGUUGGUGUUGGCCGCGGUAUUGAAUUUGUAUUACUUUUUUAGGAAGAGGGGGAAAUUGGCCAGGAAAUCGGGGUCAUGA